CGCCGCUCGCCUUUUUCCUCUCCAUAUUGCCGAUCCCCCCAGUCGCUCGUGUGUCUCCUUUCGAUUUCCCUGAAAUCACGUCUCCCUCAAGCUUGCGCUUUGCAUCCUUCGUUUUUUAGGCUUCUUAUACACAGUUGGAGCGGUCUCAGCGUAAAAAUCAUCGGCUUUAAUACCCAUGGCCCCGAAUCUCCGGUAGCCCUUUGACCGAACCAGGCUUUUUGCCUCGUCCUUUACUUGAUGUCUGCGAUCUCUUCAGACCAUGCGCAUGCAGACUCCUCUUCGAUCACACCCAGCGCCUAUCUUUCUCAUCCUAUGACCGCGGAAUCCGUCCCGCACCCGAAUUCUCAGAUGGAACAGGUCGCACAGUCGGGACCAGCUCGAGGGGCAACGACCAGUGAUACCAGCAGAAACGCGGCAGUGGCUGCCACAAAAUCGACACAAGGCGACAAUGCUCAAAACACACACAGCAGAAAGAGUGUCCCUGAAGUGAACAAGCGGAGUUUGGACUAUAUCGCAAGGAGUGGGUUAGCGGGAGGGUUAGCGGGGUGUGCGGCCAAAACGGUGGUAGCCCCUUUGGACCGAGUCAAGAUCCUUUUUCAGGCAUCGAACCCGCAAUUUGCCAAAUACACAGGCAGCUGGACGGGCCUGGUGGCGGCAAUCCGAGACAUUAAACGUUACGAAGGCGGCCGGGGCCUCUAUAAAGGUCAUUCUGCAACUCUUCUUCGCAUCUUCCCUUAUGCCGCGAUCAAAUUUCUCGCAUAUGAGCAGAUUCGAGCGGUGAUCAUCCCGUCACGCGACAAGGAGACACCGGGUCGCCGACUCCUGUCCGGCAGUUUGGCGGGGAUUACCUCGGUGUUUUUCACAUAUCCUUUGGAGCUCAUUCGAGUGCGACUGGCAUUCGAGACGAAAAAGUCCUCGAGCUCUUCCUUGAGAGAUGUUUUCCGGCAGAUCUACCGCGAACGAGUUUCGCCGCCCUCCGCGUCAAGUGGCGUCCCUUCAUCGUCAGCUACCGGCUCUGUAGCGGCAGCCACGGUCGAAAACGUGUCUUCCACCGUGAACAAGGUCGUUCCCAGCUCGGGGGUCGCCAACUUCUACCGUGGAUUCGUACCCACUUUGAUGGGCAUGUUGCCCUACGCCGGCAUUUCUUUCCUCGUGCACGACACAGUCGGUGACUGGCUUCGAUACCCCUCUGUCUCUCUGUACACCACCAUUCCCGAUCACGAACUCACGCCUGCUCAACUGCAAUCCACGAAAGCGUCGCGACGGCCGCAAUUGACUGCCGCCGCCGAACUAUUCUCCGGGGCCGUCGCUGGCUUGGUCUCCCAGACCGCAUCUUAUCCGUUUGAGGUAAUACGACGGCGCAUGCAGGUCGGAGGCGUUGUCGGCGAUGGCCACCGGCUCGGAAUCCUCGAAACCGCCCGCACGAUCCGGCUAGAGAGGGGAUUCCGGGGGUUUUACAUCGGAUUGACGAUCGGUUAUAUUAAGGUGAUGCCCAUGGCGGCGACCGGCUUCUUCGUGUACGAGCGAUUGAAGUGGUCUCUUGGAAUUUGAUCCUCUAUCUAUUCAGCCCUUGCAUACCUCCAUACUCUCUGUUUGAAGUGAGAAAUAUAUCAAGACUCACUUGACUGCUGCUCUUUUGUUUGCUCCUCCAUCUCAUAGAGUUGAAGACAUUGGCGUCAUACCGUUUCCUUUUGCCGUUUUUACAUUGUUCAUACCCAUUCUUUGUUAAGGGAAUUCAGGACAUUGCAGUACAAGUACAUAGUUUCAAAUAUGCAUGUCUAAAUGAAAUACCAUACUACAAUGAAC
This is a messenger RNA of Aspergillus steynii IBT 23096, 1806 nucleotides long. Its product is annotated as coenzyme A transporter. NCBI's taxonomy places the organism in Eukaryota, Fungi, Ascomycota, Eurotiomycetes, Eurotiales, Aspergillaceae. The transcript has 2 exons. The coding region runs from base 238 to 1551 and encodes 437 amino acids. Gene Ontology annotation, biological process: transmembrane transport. The record is from RefSeq and is a predicted model, not a curated record.